UACACGGCAGAAAAACGCAGGAGCACCGCUAGAGGACCAGCAGCAGCUAGAGGCUUCUAGAAACAACGUGCACCGGGACAGUCACCGGCAAACAAACCAGCUCUCCGAUCACAGCGUUACACAGUUAAACCUUUUCAAUCAUUUAGCUGAACAAAUGGCCAAGUGGGGCGAAGGAGACCCUCGUUGGAUCGUAGAGGAGAGAGCCGAUGCGACUAAUGUCAACAACUGGCACUGGACUGAACGUGAUGCUACAAACUGGUCAUCGGACAAAUUAAAAUCCUUGGUUCUUGGCUUGGCCGUAGAGAAUGAUGAAGGAAGCUGCGAGGUGACAGAAGUCAGCAAGUUAGAAGGAGAAGCCUCGAUUAACAACCGCAAAGGGAAACUCAUUUUCUUUUAUGAAUGGAACAUGAAAGCUACCUGGACAGGAAAGACAAAAACAGGAGUGAAAUAUAAAGGCACUGUUGAAGUGCCAAACUUGUCUGAUGAGAAUGACAUGGAGGAUCUUGAUAUUUCUGUCUCUCUAAAUAAAGACGAACCUGAAACACCCCUUCUCAGCCUGAUGAAGACAAAAGGAGCAGAGAAAAUCAGGGAAGCUCUUGGAAGUUACGUUGGGUUCUUAAAAACAGAGUUCACACAGGGAAUGAUCCUGCCUACAGCAAACGGUGUGGCCAAGAUUCAGCCCACUUCACAGUCAAAAGCCAAGAUGGAUAGAACUCAGAUUUCCUCCUCUAGCAGCACAGCUGCUCCAGUCAACACCGGGGUCAAGAUUCCUACCUGUAAAUUCAGCAUGAAAGAAAAGUUCCUCACCUCACCGGCUGAUCUCUACAGAGUUUUCCUUCACCAGGAGAUGGUGCAAGCGUUCACACACGCUCCAGCCACAGUGGAGGGAGAGAGGGGCGGAAAGUUUCGUCUGCUAGGUGGAAAUGUUUUCGGUGAAUUCACAGAGCUGGUGCCCGAUGAGAAAAUAGUGAUGAAGUGGCGGUAUAACAACUGGCCCUGUGAGCAUUAUGCGACAAUCACGAUGACUUUCAUGGACCGAAGUGACCAGACAGAGCUGAAGGUGGAGUGUCGAGGCGUCCCAGAAAACGAGGAGGAGCAGACGAAAGAAGGCUGGAAGAAAUACUACUUCGAAGCUAUUAAACAGACUUUUGGCUACGGAGCACGGCUCUUCUGAAGAUGGUUUACUGUAGUGCUGAUCUUGUUUGUUUUUGAACUUUUUAACUGCUUGUCCUUCAGUCUGUCUGGCGCAAGAUGUUCAAAACUUGUGGCAUGAGUUAAAGAAAGAGACGAUAAGGGUGAAGCCAAUCUGUCACCUUUGUGUGUUUAUGUGUAAAUGUUUUAACUUUUGAACAUAUUUAAAUUUCGAUUUCUCCCCGUCAGUAUUUGGGUCAGUUGUUCAACGGAGCGUGGAUGGACUGUGCCUUUGGGACUCGGGAUGUAAAAUGAAAUAAAGAAAAGAGGAAUCUAUUAACCACUAAUGCUAAUUGGCCUCCAAUUCUAUAAAUAUGUAAUUACUGCAAGAGCUAAAAUACAUUUCAGAUUUCGUUUAUUUGAAGAACUCUAUGUUGCUUUCAGAAUGUUUUUUUUUACUCUUUAAGUGUAACUGUAGUAAAGAUGCUUUCAGCCAA
Cheilinus undulatus (humphead wrasse) is the source of this 1628-nucleotide messenger RNA. RefSeq names its product AHA1, activator of heat shock protein ATPase homolog 1b (gene ahsa1b). Gene Ontology annotation, biological process: protein folding; positive regulation of ATP-dependent activity. Gene Ontology annotation, cellular component: cytosol. The record is from RefSeq and is a predicted model, not a curated record. Gene Ontology annotation, molecular function: protein-folding chaperone binding; ATPase activator activity. Lineage: Eukaryota; Metazoa; Chordata; Actinopteri; Labriformes; Labridae. The transcript is spliced from 9 exons. The coding region runs from base 155 to 1174 and encodes 339 amino acids.